Messenger RNA from Drosophila mauritiana, 770 nucleotides. RefSeq names its product peptidyl-prolyl cis-trans isomerase-like 3. The record is from RefSeq and is a predicted model, not a curated record. Gene Ontology annotation, biological process: protein peptidyl-prolyl isomerization. The annotation marks the transcript as partial. Gene Ontology annotation, molecular function: peptidyl-prolyl cis-trans isomerase activity. The transcript has 3 exons. NCBI's taxonomy places the organism in Eukaryota, Metazoa, Arthropoda, Insecta, Diptera, Drosophilidae. Gene Ontology annotation, cellular component: catalytic step 2 spliceosome.
UCACGGGAAUACCAAAUAGUGCUAUUAUCGAUUUCUGUUAUCGUUGACGGAGCGAUUGCAUGGCGAAACGAGGGCUGCACAAGCACUUUUAAAAUGUCUGUAACGCUGCACACCGACGUGGGUGAUCUCAAAAUAGAGCUCUUCUGCGAUGCCUGCCCCAAGGCCUGCGAAAAUUUCCUGGCCCUGUGCGCCAGCGACUAUUACAGCGGCUGCGUCUUCAUCCGGAACAUCAAGGGAUUUAUUGUCCAAACUGGAGAUCCUACGAACACCGGAAAGAAUGGACAGUCCAUCUGGGGCCAGAAGUUCGACGACGAGUUCAAGGAGACCAUCAAGCACACUGAUCGAGGAAUGGUUUCCAUGGCCAACAACGGACCCAACGCCAAUGCCAGCCAGUUCUUCAUUACCUACGCCGCCCAGCCAAAUCUUGACUUGAAGUACACGCUCUUCGGCCGUGUGAUCGAUGGAUUCGAUGCCCUGGACGAACUGGAGAAGCUGCCCGUCAAUCCCAAGAACUAUCGUCCCCAUGUGGACAAGAAGAUCAAUGGAGUAACCAUACAUGCCAAUCCUUUGGCGACGUGAUAGAGAACACACAAAGGCCAAUCGUACGCUUAAAAUGAAAUAUAUUUAUAGCACUUAAGGUUACGCGAUUUCUUCGAUUACAGACUAAUUGAUUGAGAAACAUCAAAUAUUGUGCAAAAGUAUCUAAAGACUAAAUCUUAAAACCAGCCAAGUCACAAUUGUUUAUAAAAAAUUGCAUUGUUUAUGUAUAA